Messenger RNA from Marchantia polymorpha subsp. ruderalis, 621 nucleotides. The record is from the annotation of a GenBank genome assembly. Lineage: Eukaryota; Viridiplantae; Streptophyta; Marchantiopsida; Marchantiales; Marchantiaceae.
AUGCUUUUAAUAUGCCAUGAUCUGGACAAGAGCCACUCCUUCGUUGAGAGCGCGCAGAGCCGCUGGACCAAAGCUUUGCCCUGCUCGGCCUCCGUUACACAGUGGACAAACCGUCCUCGGUGCGAAGGCGGAUCCGGGCCGAUGUCCGGAAAUAAAUGGGGUAAGUCGUCCUGCGGGGAGCGGACCUGGAGUAACAAUAAGAGGGAGGAGCGGAACGCGGUGCGCCAGCUGGCGAGUACGGCAGUUGGGGCCGGAGAGGGCCGAGGUUCAAAAAGCGGGAGCCGGUGGCGCGACCGGCUGUGGCCGGUGGGAUGGAGCGAGCAAGUCACGCGCGCGACGCAUGCGGCGGGGAGGUCCAGUUCAUUCAUGCCUUCACACGCUCGCGCACGCUUCGAGCCUCGAGGUGGAGGUGGUGGUGGUGGUCGUCUCUCUGCUCUGCACUCUGCUGCUGCUGCUGCAGCUGCUGCUGGCUGGCUGCUUUCUCCUCACGAACGAAGCGCAGCACAGGACGCUGGUCUCUCUCUUGGUGUGGCUCGGCUGUGCUGUGCGCGAUUGCAAAUUUUCGAUUGCGGGCUCGGUAGAUUGAUUCCUCGCGCGACCGGUCGCUGCUUCCUCAGAUGA